Molecule: messenger RNA, 4801 nt
Organism: Stegodyphus dumicola
Lineage: Eukaryota; Metazoa; Arthropoda; Arachnida; Araneae; Eresidae
Biological process (GO): proteolysis
Molecular function (GO): serine-type endopeptidase activity
Source: RefSeq, a predicted model, not a curated record
CCGCAAGCUGUACCUUAAUUGCAAUCAAAACAAUUCGAUGUAACACUCUUCUGUUCCGCUAGAUAAUUUUCUUAGUUCCUCAAUUUGGAAUACAUUUUAGGUUUUUUGGGAGAUCAAGGUGCACUAUUCAUUUAGGCUUUGGAAACCGACGGAUUACGCAUAAAGUCACGAUGUUUCUCAAUAUAAUGACUGUUUUCACAGUGUGGAUGCAAUUACAUAUCUUGAUCACAGAAACAGGAGCCCUGCCGAGAUGGAGUUCAGUAUCACCUAAGAAUCAUGAUCGAGACAUAAAUGAUGGUUGCGUUGUUGGUCGUUGUGUGCGACUUUCGGAAUGCCCUGCUCACGCUACUCUUUUUAAACCAACUGGAGAAUGCGCUGUCAGAGAGAACGGACCUUGGAUAUGUGCUCUUGAGGGAGACAAUAAACCGAACACUCAUUCAAAUAUCAACGACAAUCCAGUGAAUGUCAUUUCUGAAUCUACAAAACUGACAUCAUCUGGACACUGGAAAACAACUCCCCAUUGGAGAAGGAAUCCACCUCCGAAGUCUUUGAUUAAAACAACGACACAGCGUCCAUAUGAUGCAACCACUAGAAAAUCGGUUCCAAAUAAUGACAAGGAUUUAAGAACGUAUACCAGUGUACCUGACAAAUGGAACAGAAACACUAAAGAUGCCUUAACUACUUCCAGUUCGCGGGAGAAAACAAGUCAACAUUUUUGGUUGAGAUCUACUUCCAAACCAGAAAAUAGGUGGACUUCAGAAGAUAAGCUAUCAUCUUCUGGUAUAAGAUUUCCGACAACGCAAAAAACAUGGAAUAGACAGCCAAGUCACCCAAACAGACAAAGUACACAAUUUUCUCACAGAUCAACUACCCCCAGAAUGGAGGCCAAACCAGACUCGCGAAUAGUUCAUAACCCAUAUAUUGUCAGUUCUGAAAGGAUAACAACAAAACUUAGUUCAACGACUAAAAACCCGAUUUCGAAUAAUGAAAGGAUAUGGAAAACAUAUCCUGCCUCAAGUGACCAGUGGAAUAGAAACACAAAAGAUGAGUUGACUACUCCUAUUUCUGUGGACAAAGCGAAUCAAGAUUCUUGGCGUAUAGCCUUUGCUUUUAAACCAGAGAAUAAAUGGACUAAAACUUCAGAAGAUAAACCAUCACCUGCUGAAAUUAGAUAUCCUACAACGAAGAAAACGUGGAUUAGACCAUCAGAUCAAUCGUUUAAAAAGACUACAUAUUCCUGGCGGAAACCAGUUAAUUCUAACACAGAGAAUAAACCACAUUCAGAAAUCUCUCGCAAACCAUAUACUGGGACUUCUGAGAGAACAACAAAGCAUAGUUCUAUAGAAUCCUGGACAGAAAAUUCGAAAUUCUGGGACAGUAAUAGGAACCGAAAGACAACAGCUAUGCCUAAGCAAGAAAGUAAAUCAGCUACAGCAUAUCCUAAAAGGGUAACAGCUAGUAAUAUUGGUGUAAGAGGGCCUUUGGUUGCUGCUGAGAAAAGGAAAACUGCUGGAUGGCAUAGAGAUAUUUCAACUACUAGCGAAAAAUGGAUAGCAUCUAGAAACUCAAGUACUCAGCAUUCAGUUUCCAAAAAAGCUAGCAGUACAACUCCUUUGCCGAACGUCAAUAUCCAAUUGUGUGGACUCCGCAACGUCGAUCAAGGUACAAAUCGAAGAGUUAAAAAAAAUCUACCAAAUAGUAAUAAUGAUGCUGCAGUCUUAAAUCAUAUCUCUGGAAGAAGUCGCGAACCUUUUCAACGAAUUGUAGGUGGUAAAGAAGCCAAACCUUUUUCCUGGCCAUGGGUGGCUGCUUUAUACAAGGUCACAGAACAAGGAGGUAACCGGUUCCUCAGCGCAGGAUCUCUCAUCAACGAACAUUUUGUGCUUACAGCAGCUCAUGUUUUUACGUCAGAUGAUUUAAGGUCAUCAUCGUAUGUGGUGAUGUUAGGGACUCACACUGCAAAAGAGGCAGUAGCCGAAUAUAUGGUAACGUCGGUAAUCCGACAUCCAGAAUAUCAACAACGCUAUUAUUAUAAUGACAUCGCUCUGCUAAGGUUGGAUCGGCCCGUCUCCUUUAACGAUUAUGUCAUGCCCAUCUGUCUACCAUCCCCUACAGCUCCGCUUCUCAGGGACGAGAACCUUGUUGGCAAGAAUGUCACUGUCAUGGGAUGGGGAGAUGACUCAUAUGGUGGUGUUACUAGCCGGGUACUGAAAGAAGCCACUGUUCCCAUCGUUUCACGGCGAUCGUGCAACGAUUCAUACGUCCGAGUGGCAUCGAAUAGAUUUCCCAAGGGAAUCACCGAAAACAUGCUGUGCGCAGGAUCUCCCAACGGAGGAAAAGAUGCAUGUCAGGGUGAUUCUGGUGGUCCGCUGACUAGCAUGGAAAAUGGAAGAUACACGCAAGUGGGAAUAGUAUCAUUCGGGUACAAAUGUGGAGAUAAAGAAUUUCCUGGUGUGUAUACCAAAGUCGCGCCUUAUCUUAGCUGGAUCGCCCAAAAUACGAUUCAAGACAACUUCUAUCAUGGUUAUGGAGAUUAUCAUAGAAGAUAAUGUUAAUUUCCAGUUCCAUUUGCACAGCUAUUUUGAAGAUAGCUUCCAACAGCUGAUGAAGUGAUGAUAAAUAAUUAUGUGCAACUUUUAGUUGCAUUUUCAGACACAAAUCCAGCUCCGAAGCUUUGCGAUAAUUAUAUCUGGUUGCAGACUACUUAAUGAAAAAGUACGCACAGAAGAAAAGAAUUGCACCUCCGUGAUUGCAAGAUAUAAUGACAAUCAAUUCAAGUUAUACCUUGGACACCUUGCAUUCAUUUUACGAAUCGGACGCGCUAGACAUUUUUGUAAAAGGAUUGUAUUAAUAUGUGGUUCACUGGAUGUAGGAUUACCUGCAUGAAUUUCAAAGACAGUGAUUGUUUUGUCAAAACCUUCAGCAAGUAAUAAAAUUUUGUAAACAGGGUUUGUUUCUGUUUGCUUCUUUUGAAGCAAAAGAAGUAGUCAAAGAAGUUCAAGUCACUAUGCUGAUUAUUAAAUGCAGAGGAUCUGCUAGAUAUUUAAAAGAAUAAGAAAAUAUUUGCAGCUUAUGUUUGCAGCUGCUGUAUUAAGAGAUAACAAACUGUGUUGCUCCUAGACUGAGUGAGCAUAAGAACGAAUAAAUACAUGCCGUGAAUUGUAAAAACUUUAGUUUAUUAUUUUAACAACUACAUGUGUUGAACUUAAAAAAAUUUUUGUGAUGGCUUAAAAGCUAUUGUUUUGCCAAAAGAUAUGUAUUAAAAUAUUAUACAUAAAAUACUGGUUUAACUUAUAUCCAAUGAAAAUAUUAAUACGAGGCAAAACUUCUGAGAGCUGAAGGACAAUUUUAAAGUAGUUUAAACCAUUUCUGUAUAAUAUUUCAUUUCGGUAGUUGACGUGUAAAUAUACUUAAAAUAAAGAAUAUUUUAUAUAGAAAAUUUUAUAUUUUAAAUAAAAUAUUUCUUUUAUAUAAAAUAUAAUAUUUUUAUAUAGAAAGAAGAAACAAAUUUAUAAAACCCUUUAAAUAAAAAAGGGUUUUAUAAAUUUGCUUCAUUUCAUCUUCGAAGCAAUUGCAACGUUUGGUGAACAGAUGGAUAUUAAAGUAAUUAUAAAAUAAGACGUUAGUCUACACUUUUAAUUUAAUAAUUUUUAAGCAAUAAACAUUUUUAAUAAUGCUGUUUCAUUUAAAAAAUAAUUUGUGCUGCCUGUCAUCUCUACUUGUUUCCUUACUCAAACAUUGAUUGCUCAGUUUAAACAAUAAAAGUAUGGAUUGUAAUUUAGCUGAAUUUUCAUGUUGAACUUAAUAUUUAAAUCGUACUGAUUACUUAUUCAGCAGAAUAAUCUUUUUAGUAAUAAUUGCAAUUCUAGAUGCAGUCUCAAAAACUGCUUUUUUUAUUUUUUUAACGCUGUACAUUUCUAUAUGAAAUCUAAUCUAUUCUGAAGUUUUAAUUCACUGAUUUCUCGCUGACGAGCCUCGUCUAUGUUUUAUUGACUUAUUACUGUAUCGGAUAUAAUAUAAGGUGUUCUCCUUUUCUUUAAAAUACCCUCGUAUGAGCCAUUUCCGUCUGAUCCAACUCUACAUAUAAAGAAUAUAUUAAGAUAAUUGAUCACUCGUGUCAUUUUUCAAAGUACUUUCAAAAUUUUUGUCAUCUUACAUGCGACAUUGUCGUGCAUUCGGACCAAUAGUGAUUUAUAAUUUUAUAUGUACGUUUAUUUAAUAUGAACUUUAAAACAAAAUGUUACUUAAUUCUGAAAUCUUAAAGGGAACUGUCAUAUGAAAUUUUAAAUACAAACAAUUAUAAAACAUAAAAUAUAUUGGUUUAGUAACCAGUUAAUGUAAUCUGAUUUCAGUACAAAACAGAGAAUUUUAUGCAUGAAAUUACAGCAAAAAUUUGGCACAUUCUGAGUAUUUUUUUAUGUAUGUUCACUGUAUAUAUUUUGUCACAAUUUUUGUAUAUCAUUUACUACUUAAUAUUAGAUUUUAGUCACUAAAUGCAUUUUACUAAAAUAAGAUUAGUAAUUUUUUCAAAUGCCUUAAAUGUAUUGGAAAAAUUUUAUAUUUAUCUUAAAUGCUUAGAUCUCAUACAGCAUUUUCUUAAUUUUAUGAUAAGCAAUCAGUUAGGUACCUUUUAAAUUAUUAAAUGGUGCAGAUUUAGCAGACAUGUUGAUUACAAUCUAAGUCUCAGGGUUUAUUCAUUGAUAAUAUUUAUUAUAUGAUUUUAUUUUCUUAUCUGCUUAUUUUCUACGAUAUGUAAAAUAUUUUUAACAAAAUAAAAUGUUUAUUUGAGUUUUUCACUGUU